Messenger RNA from Cygnus olor (mute swan), 4187 nucleotides. It is a transcript of the gene TRIM9, whose product is annotated as tripartite motif containing 9. Lineage: Eukaryota; Metazoa; Chordata; Aves; Anseriformes; Anatidae. The transcript is spliced from 13 exons. The record is from RefSeq and is a predicted model, not a curated record. Gene Ontology annotation, molecular function: protein binding; zinc ion binding. The coding region runs from base 121 to 2505 and encodes 794 amino acids.
UCGGCGCCGAGGCGCGGUGAGGUGCGGGUCGCGCCGGGUGGCUCCGCUCGGCUUCCCCUCGGCUUCCCCCCCACCCCAACCCCGGGCCGCGCCGCGGCCGCCGCUCUCCCCCGGUCCCCUAUGGAAGAGAUGGAAGAGGAGCUGAAAUGCCCGGUGUGCGGCUCCUUCUACCGCGAGCCCAUCAUCCUGCCCUGCUCGCACAACCUGUGCCAGGCGUGCGCCCGCAACAUCCUGGUGCAGACGCCGGAGUCGGAGUCCCCGCAGAGCCGCCGCGCCUCGGGCUCGGCCGCCUCCGACUACGACUACCUGGACCUGGACAAGAUGAGCCUCUACAGCGAGGCCGACAGCGGCUACGGCUCCUACGGCGGCUUCGCCAGCGCGCCCACCACCCCCUGCCAGAAGUCCCCCAACGGCGUCCGCGUCUUCCCCCCGGCCGCCCCGCCGCCGCCGCCCGCAGCCCUGGCCCCGCCGCCGCCGCCCCGCAGCGCCUGCCUGACGUGCCCGCAGUGCCACCGCAGCCUGGGCCUGGACGAGCGUGGCCUGCGAGGUUUCCCCCGCAACCGCCUUCUGGAGGCCGUCAUCGACCGCUACCAGCAAGGGCGGGCGGCCGCGCUGCGCUGCCAGCUGUGCGAGAAGGCGCCCAAGGAGGCGGCCGUCAUGUGCGAGCAGUGCGACGUCUUCUACUGCGAGCCCUGCCGCCUGCGCUGCCACCCGCCGCGGGGCCCGCUGGCCAAGCAUCGCCUGGUGCCGCCGGCGCAAGGCCGGGUGAGCCGGCGCCUCAGCCCCCGCAAGAUCUCCACCUGCACGGACCACGAGCUGGAGAACCACAGCAUGUACUGCGUGCAGUGCAAGAGCCCCGUCUGCUACCAGUGCCUGGAGGAGGGCAAGCACUCCAGCCACGAGGUCAAGGCGCUGGGCGCCAUGUGGAAGCUGCACAAGAGCCAGCUUUCCCAGGCCCUGAACGGGCUGUCAGACAGAGCCAAGGAGGCAAAAGAGUUCCUGGUCCAGCUCCGCAACAUGGUGCAGCAAAUCCAGGAGAACAGCGUGGAGUUCGAGGCCUGCCUGGUGGCCCAGUGUGAUGCCCUCAUCGACGCCCUCAACAGGAGGAAAGCCCAGCUGCUGUCCCGGGUCAACAAGGAGCACGAGCACAAGCUGAAGGUGGUGCGAGACCAGAUUUCCCAUUGCACGGUCAAGCUGCGCCAGACGACGGGGCUGAUGGAGUACUGCCUGGAGGUCAUCAAGGAGAACGACCCCAGCGGCUUCCUGCAGAUCUCGGACGCGCUCAUCAGGAGGGUGCACUUAACCGAGGACCAGUGGGGAAAGGGGACGCUCACGCCCCGGAUGACCACGGACUUCGACCUGAACCUCGACAACGCCCCUCUGCUGCAGUCCAUCCACCAGCUGGACUUCGUGCAGAUGAAAGUUUCCUCUCCAGUGCCGGCCCCGCCGAUCCUGCAGCUGGAGGAGUGCUGCACCCACAACAACAGCGCCACGCUGUCCUGGAAGCAGCCCCCCUUGUCCACGGUGCAGGUGGAGGGCUACAUCCUGGAGCUCGAUGACGGCAACGGCGGCCAGUUCAGGGAGGUGUACGUGGGGAAGGAGACCAUGUGCACGGUGGACGGGCUUCACUUCAACAGCACGUACAGCGCCCGCGUCAAAGCCUUCAACAAAACCGGAGUCAGCCCGUACAGCAAGACCCUGGUGCUGCAGACAUCCGAGGAAACGCAGCCAGAAGAACAGACCCUCCCUUUUCCAGUGCCUUUGGAAAGAUUGCAGCUUCGUAGAAUGAGUCCUUUCUCCUCCACCCUUAAUCUACAACCCAGCUUUCCGGGGAGAUCCUACUUUGAGCUAAGAUCUUCGGCCCACCAGCUGAGCUUGCAUUCUUCUUUACAGUCCCUGAAUUCAGCCGGAUGCAAUUUUGAGACACAAGGAACGCCUUACUCUCAAUUAGUUGACAUUAAAAAAAUGGUGGCAGUAGCUUGGUUUUCUUUCGAUCCCUCCUCCGCGCACGCCGACAUCAUCUUUUCCAACGACAACCUGACCGUCACCUGCAACAGCUACGACGACAGGGUCGUGCUGGGGAAAACGGGCUUCUCCAAGGGGCUCCACUACUGGGAGCUGUCGAUCGAUCGCUACGAUAACCACCCCGACCCGGCCUUCGGCGUGGCGCGCAUCGACGUCCUGAAGGACGCCAUGCUGGGCAAGGACGACAAGGCCUGGGCCAUGUACGUGGACAACAACCGGAGCUGGUUCAUGCACAACAACUCGCACACCAACAGAACCGAGGGUGGCAUAACGAAAGGCGCCACGGUGGGGGUGCUGCUGGAUUUGACCAGGAGGACCUUGACGUUCUCCAUCAACGAGGACCAGCAAGGGCCGGUCGCCUUUGAGAACCUGGAGGGCCUCUUCUUCCCCGCGGUCAGCCUCAACAGGAACGUGCAGGUGACGCUGCACACCGGCCUGCCCGUCCCCGAGUUCUACGCCUCGCGCUCGGCCAUGCAGUGAGGAAGCUCCCGGGGCCGGCUGCCUCUGCUCGGGGCGAGAGGAGCCAGCCCGCUCCCUUCUGCGGCACCAGAGGCCUCUGCUCGGCCGGGGACCGGCGACGGGGGAGGCGAAAAAAAAAAAAAGGGCAGGAAGAAACUGGCUUUCGGCAGUCUUUGUUCUCCACCCGCCUGCGCUGUCCUGUGUGUGUGCGCUUCGCUCUUUAGCUCUUUUUGGCUGAUCAAGUAUACCUAGGUAGCCUGAGGUGUUUCUCCGUGUCCGCUUUUAGGUUUGGUUUUCCUGAUUUUGGUUAGGGUUCGGGGGGCAGAUUCGUCUCGUUUCGGAGGGCUUUCCGUCCUCGCUGGGCUGCAGGAAGGGGCCGGCCGGACAGACCCAGGAGGGCUGCGGGGAGGGGGACCCCCCCCAGGAAGGCUUUCGCCCCUGCCGGUCCCAUGGCUUUGCAGGAUGUUUCUUUCCCCGUGGCCUUUCUUUCAGAGCACCUCAGCCACGCGUCGAGGUCGGGCCUGGGUUACCAGCCGGUCCUGGGAAGCCCCAGGCGCCAGCCCCAGCAGCACCCAUCUGCCUUGGCCUGUCUUCGUGCAGCUCCCCCCGCAGGCAGCGGGCCCCCCGGGACUUGGGGUGGUGACGGGGUUGGCGUGUGUCAUUAACAUGGGUCGUUAACUAGCAUGGGUCGUUCACAAGACGUGUCCCAUCACCCCAAGGCGUUUCGCUGGGCGCAGCAGGCACCCACCGAGUGCCCCCCCCCCCCCACCCCCGGCUCCCCGCAGACCGGCGCCAGCCAACACGCCACAGCCAUACGCCGCGCGGCUCCUCGGAGAUGAGCGUUUAUUUUUCUAUAGUCGCCGUAUAAAAACCUAGCCUUAACUACUACCUGAUAGUGUCCUUCCCUUCACCGGAGAUUUCCUUCUGCAGCGAGGAUCUGAUGGGGAGCCCGGGGAGGACGGGGAGCUGCCCACAGCCCUGCCAUGCACUCAGGGACCCGUGCCCGCUGCCGUGCCUCCCCGCGCCCGCUGCCCACCGCGUUUCCCUCUGCUCCCAGCCGCCGCCGUGCCCCUCGCCGGCAAUUCGGGCGCAGGAGAGGAGCGAGCAGCCACCAGCCUGGUGCCAGCACGCGCCCCCCCGCCCCGCGCCGAGGGCGACUGCAUGCGCUUGUCCCCACGCUUUGCUUUUCCGUCCUUUCGCCGUCUCCCCAGCGCGGCUCGUGGGGCCGGAGGAGGUGCCGGUUUCGCUGCCCGGCGUUUGCCGAGCCGUGGCAAGCCGCGGUUCGUCGCCCCGGGGCUCGGGGCUGCAGGAGGAGCGGUCCAGCAGAAGGACUGUACAUAGGGCAUUCCCCUCCAGGACGGUCCCGUUCGUUCCCUCGUUGCUCUAGGAUUAAACUGACCUAAUUUAUUGAAGGGGUGCUAUCUCGUUCAUUCCCACCGACGGGUUUCUCAGCUGCAGGAGAGCCGUGUUGCGGGACAACGCCGAGCAGCUCUUUGGUUAAUUCCUGACGAGCCCCCGUGGCCGGGUCACGGGGCCCAUUUCUCAGCCGUUCCCCCCAUUCUUUAGGAUGUUCACGGUGCUUCUUAGACUCCUAGUGGUUGUAAGACGUCGUCCCCACUGUACCGCGAUGAUAGCUGCCUCCAGCUGCUGUACUACCGAGAAGUGUCAUGUUUGCUGUUCUAAUAAAGGACUUUUAUGAGAGA